AUGUACAACCUCAUUACUCAACAUAGGAUAGAAAAGGUGAAAGGUGGUGAUACAAAUGCUACAAUAAGUUACCUGAGAGGUAAAGCUGGGAAUGAUCGUAUUUCUUUGGCUGAUGGGACUAGCCGUAUUGAUUAUGAUUGCUUUGGGAAUGUCUUGACAUUUGAUUCAACUUACAAUAGAAAUGUCUACAAUAAUUCACUUGUGAUAUUUUCUAGUAGCAAUCAUCAUGGACAUACCGUCAUAUUUGGAUGUGGUCUUCUUGUUAACAAGGAUAUUGGUUUAUACAAGUGGAUCUUGGAAACUUUUUUGAAAGCAAUGGGUAAUAAACAUCUUAUGCACUUACAUAGGAAUGCAUGCGAGAAGGUUAAGAACAGUGAAUUUCUAAAUGACUUCAAGAAAUUGAUUUAUGCUAAUGUGAGUGUUGAACAGUUUGAGGUCAUGUGGGGAGACAUGGUGGCAAUGAACAAUGAAAGAGUUGCAGAGUUCAAUAGUAAAUAUACUAAUCCAGUACUUGUGACUUCUUUGUCGACACUUGAAGCUUUUGGUGCAAAGACUUUUACUCGUAACAUGUUCCGGGAGGUCAAGAAGGAAAUUGAGGGUGCUUGUGCUUUGAACAUAGAGUUGGUAAUUCAGGAUGAUGGAAAACUAUACCUCAAGUGUAACAGUUUUAGAAUGCCAGAAAUUUAUCAUGUGGUUGAGUUUGACAGAAUUGGAGGGAUGCUUCGUUGUGAAUGUUUGUGGUUUGAAAAUCAAGGGCUUCCCUGCAUGCACAUAUUCGCAUGCCUAAAGCACCAACACAUUGAAGUUACUUCAGAACGCUUAGUGUGCAAGCAAUGGACGAAGAAUGGUAAGAGUGAUUUCAUGAAGUCAAACGUCGAUGAUCCAAGUGAUUCUGAUAAGGUACUAAAGUGUCAUUUGGGUAUGUUAGGUGUUGAGUGUUCUAGGUUGAUGGAUGUUGCAUGUAAGAACUCAAGUGAUUUUGUCGAAGCAAUGAAUGAUAUUGCCAACACAAUUACAAAACUCCAAAAGCGAGGUGAAAAUUCACGCAAUGGUAAUUUAGACGACGACUAUGUUAUUGACCCAUUGGUGGAAGAAACCAUAUCUUUGGACCUCCGGAACGAAUUUUUUCCUCCUGAGUCAUUGUGCAUGCAACCAUGGUACACUUGCUAG
Messenger RNA from Arachis stenosperma, 1170 nucleotides. Its product is annotated as protein FAR1-RELATED SEQUENCE 5-like. Gene Ontology annotation, molecular function: zinc ion binding. Gene Ontology annotation, biological process: regulation of DNA-templated transcription. The record is from RefSeq and is a predicted model, not a curated record. NCBI's taxonomy places the organism in Eukaryota, Viridiplantae, Streptophyta, Magnoliopsida, Fabales, Fabaceae. The coding region runs from base 1 to 1170 and encodes 389 amino acids. The transcript has 4 exons.